Molecule: messenger RNA, 406 nt
Organism: Glossina fuscipes
Lineage: Eukaryota; Metazoa; Arthropoda; Insecta; Diptera; Glossinidae
Gene: Cpr78Ca
Product: pupal cuticle protein Edg-78E
Exons: 2
Coding region: 41-406 (121 amino acids)
Cellular component (GO): chitin-based extracellular matrix
Molecular function (GO): structural constituent of chitin-based larval cuticle
Source: RefSeq, a predicted model, not a curated record
GCUUAUAAAAUAUACGAAUAACAUCAAGAUAUUACUUACCAUGUUGUGUAUGCUCUCAUCCUGCAACGAUCCGGUAACGGCUGCUACCCGAUCUAUCGAUCAAAAUGCUUCUACUCUUUACUAUGAAAACAAGCCGCCGAAUAAAAAUGGCGAAUAUUACUUUGAAUUCCAAACGACAAACGGUAUUACAACUAAAUCAGGUGGCAAUCAAUAUGGCUCGAGUGGCGUUAAUCAAUACAUAUCCCUGGAAGGUAUACCGAUCACUUUAACCUAUGUAGCCGAUAGUAAUGGUUAUCAUCCAACUGGCGAUCAUAUACCAAAAGUACCCGAUUACGUGAUAAAAGCCUUAGAAUAUAUAGCAACGCAUGCCCCGGUGGAGGAGAGCUAUUCCGAUAGCAGACGAUGA